AAAAACUUACAUACAAUAUUCUAUAAUUUUCAUUGCGGAAGUAGUUACAUUCAAUCAUGGCGUCCUCCUGUUCGUCGAGAAGCAACGUGAUCCUUCGAUAAAAUGAGAAAGUUUUUCUUCACUUCAGAUAACAAAAGACUAUAAUUUUAAAUCAGCCCUAUUUUAGGUGAAACGUAUCUGCACACUGGGACCAUUUUUCCAAUCAAAGACGCUUCAACAGGUGCCAUAUAGAUGGCUUCGUUUAAACCCACAAGAAUCCCGGAGUAUCCAAAGCUCGGAGAAAAAGUCACACAGGAUACACUUUACUGGAAAAACUACAAGGCUCCUGUUCAGAUAAAAGAAUAUGGAGCAGUCUCAAACAUCGACUUCUCUCCUGUGGCUCCUCAUAAUUUUGCUGUAACUGCCUUUUCAAGAAUCCACGUCUAUGGGCCCUUCUCCCAACAGCCUGUCAAGACAUUUACCCGAUUCAAGGACACUGCUUAUUGCGGUAGAUUCAGGUCAGAUGGCCAGCUGCUCGUGGCGGGAUGCGAAGACUCGGUUGUCAGACUGUUUGAUGUCAGCGGCAGGGUGGCACUAAGGAUGUUCAAAGGGCACACAAAGGCCGUACAUGUCACUGACUUCACCUCAGGCCAUUAUCAGAUCCUCACAGGAUCUGACGACUACACCUGCCGACUGUGGGACAUCCCAAACGCAGCCGAGCUCAGCACCUACCGGGAACACACAGACUACAUUCGCUGUGGUGUUACCAGCAAACUCAACAGAGAUCUCUUCAUUACUGGCUCAUAUGACCACACUCUGAAAGUGUUUGAUGCCAGAGCGGAGAAGAGUGUGAUGACCAUGGAUCAUGGACAGCCGGUGGAGAGCCUCCUUCUCUACCCCUCUGAGGGACUCCUGGUCUCAGCAGGUGGGCGCUACGUCAAAGUGUGGGAUCUGCUAAAAGGAGGUCAGCCUCUGGUGUCGCUGAAAAACCAUCAUAAAACCGUCACCUGUUUGGCUCUCGGCAACAACGGAGAGAGAAUGCUGUCAGCAUCUCUGGACAGGCAUGUGAAAGUCUACAACACAACCACCUACAAAGUGGUCCACAACUUUGACUAUGCUGCUGCAAUCCUCAGUUUGGCUUUGGCUCCGGAUGACGAGUCCAUUGUUGUGGGAAUGACCAACAGUAUUUUAAGCAUCAAACACAGAAAACACACUGAAGAGUCAAAGGAAAUAAUGAGCCAACAGAGGCGCCGCCCGUCAUAUCGUGUCUUUGUGAAAGGAAAAACUGUUGUCCCAAAGCCAGAUGACUAUCUUGUCAGUAAGCCAGUCAAAGAACAUUUGGCCAAAUAUGACAGGGAGCUCAAGAAAUUUAAUGUAUCCAAAGCUUUGGAUGCAUCCUUGGAGAUAUGGUUAAGAAAGAAGAAGCCAGAGAUAACUGUGGGUGUAAUCAAGGAGCUGGACCGAAGAGGAACUCUAAAGAACGCGCUAGCAGGAAGAGAUGAAGAGCAACUCUCUCAGUUACUCCACUUUGUCAUUGGAAACAUUGUCGACACCCGGUUUGCCCCCAUCCUUUUGACGGCAGCUGAAAUGAUCCUUGAUAUCUAUAAAUCGGUGAUUGGCCAGUCGGCGCUGAUCGACCAGCAGCUGCUGCGCCUACAGAGCAUCCUGGAGUCAGAGAUCAACUUGGAGCGGGAGCUACUGGAGGUCCUGGGAAUGUUGGACACCAUGUUUGCCACCUCUGUCACUCGUAAGGAGGUGCCGUACUCCGACGUGGGAAGAUCUAAUGGGCUGGCUCAGGGAGAGGCGGGCAGUUCAAGACCUGAGCUUCAGGCCACCUGAGAUCAAAUAAGAGGAAGAAUUGAUUUUAGACUGGAUUAGGAUGAUUUUUAUAAAAUCUCGAUUGAAGGCAUCAGAAUCAUUUUCUGUGUGUAAACAACACCAAACAAACAUUUUUUAAUUGGAUCUGUGUUGAGUCCUACAUUUUGCUUACUGGUGGAAGUGAGGUCUGCUGUGGGAAUUCAUUAGUUGUAAUUUGUUAUAUCUUUGUUAGAUCUCUCAACUGAAUUAACAUUUCUUUCAAACCUCAAAUGAAAUUGGAAUACUAAGGUCUGUAUGCUGGAGAUAGCACAAAGUCCACAGAGAUUUCUCUACUUUUCAUGCUCAACACCAAGUUAGAUACAGAAAACGUUACUCAGUUCAGCUGUAUAAUUUCAACUAAAAGCAGUAGUUGUUAUCCAGCUUUUGGACAAAAGCCUAAUGCACAAAAUAACCUAAAAAUUGAAAAUCCAGAGCAGUUGUUGCAGGUUGAUCAGCCUGUUUGAUUGGUUCUAAUUCUUAAUCAGUUACUUAUUCUCCUGUAAAAACUGUUUUACAGGAGAAUAAGGUGACUGUUUUAAAGAUGUCACACAACGAAACACUUUUUCCAGACUAACUGAAUUUUGUUUUAUACAUUUCAUAAGGCGUAGGAUCAAAAAACAGGAUAUUUUUCUCCGAAGAGAUUAGUUUUUUGCCCUUUGUUUAGAUGCUACUGGCAUAUCAACCAAUCGCAGCAGAGCAGGCCUCCACCCCUCCAUCUUAUCCAGUUUCACUCUAACCCAUGUUGUUUGUACCUGGGAACAAAAUGAAAACAUUUUCUAAGUGGAGACUUUCUGAAUGUUCAUAUUUGAUGUAAUAUGAAUAAUUUUAAUAAGCCUCAAUUGUAAACGUCAGUAUGUGCUUGAAGUACUUUCAUAAUGUCCGACACUCUUAUAAGCAGAGCAAAAUAAAUGUUUUUUUUUUCCAUAA
Messenger RNA from Poecilia reticulata (guppy), 2763 nucleotides. It is a transcript of the gene utp15, whose product is annotated as UTP15 small subunit processome component. Gene Ontology annotation, molecular function: protein binding. NCBI's taxonomy places the organism in Eukaryota, Metazoa, Chordata, Actinopteri, Cyprinodontiformes, Poeciliidae. The record is from RefSeq and is a predicted model, not a curated record. Gene Ontology annotation, biological process: rRNA processing; positive regulation of transcription by RNA polymerase I. Gene Ontology annotation, cellular component: nucleolus.